Suricata suricatta (meerkat) is the source of this 700-nucleotide messenger RNA. It is a transcript of the gene DYNLL1, whose product is annotated as dynein light chain LC8-type 1. Bases 141 to 410 code for a protein of 89 amino acids. The transcript has 3 exons. The record is from RefSeq and is a predicted model, not a curated record. NCBI's taxonomy places the organism in Eukaryota, Metazoa, Chordata, Mammalia, Carnivora, Herpestidae. Gene Ontology annotation, molecular function: dynein light intermediate chain binding; dynein intermediate chain binding. Gene Ontology annotation, cellular component: cytoplasmic dynein complex. Gene Ontology annotation, biological process: cilium assembly; microtubule-based process.
CUAGGCGGCGGCGGCUGGCGUGGGGCUCCUUAGAUGCGCCACCGCUUCGGUAGCGACUGUCUCUUCAGUCGUCUGUGAGCGUUGUCAGCCCCUCCCCCAGGAGACCGUUGCAGUUGGCCACCGCCUGCUCCUCGGUAACCAUGUGUGAUCGAAAGGCCGUGAUCAAAAAUGCCGACAUGUCGGAGGAGAUGCAACAGGACUCGGUGGAGUGUGCGACUCAGGCAUUGGAGAAAUACAACAUAGAGAAGGACAUUGCGGCCCAUAUUAAGAAGGAGUUUGACAAGAAGUACAACCCCACCUGGCACUGCAUCGUGGGGAGGAACUUCGGUAGUUAUGUGACACAUGAAACCAAACACUUCAUCUACUUCUACCUGGGCCAGGUGGCCAUUCUUCUGUUCAAAUCUGGUUAAUCGCAUGGACUGUGUCACAUACCCAGUGAUCCAUCCAAAAACAAGGACUGCAGCCUAAAUUCCAAAUACCAGAGACUGAAAUCUUCAGCCUUGCCUAGGGGAACACCUCAAUCUUUGAACCUUUUAUUGUGUUGUUUUGUACAGGGCAUUCUCUGUACGAAUUUGUUGUGGUUAUAAAACAAUUCGCAAAACAGCUUACAUUUGUAUUUAUUUUCUAUUCCAUACCUCUACCCCAUGUUUUUCCUCCUCAAAAUCCAUUCCUUUCAAGAAAUAAAUCUGUUGGAGAAGUG